AUGUUAAGGCUGAAACGCGUGACGCCGUUUGCUUUUAGAAUCGACCGGUCGACUUUCUUCGUGAUCAUAACUUUCAGCGGCGCCUUGAGGCCUCGUGCAAGCAAAUUGAUUUUCGUAAAUCAACAAACGUUAUCGCCAGAGCAGUUUUUCUCUCGUAGGUUCACUGGGAAAGUUUAUAGUGGUCAUUUUAGGGCUAUCACAUUUUUUUUUGGUUACUAUGUAGUCGAAUUAGCGGCCACUCAAGUGACUAAAAUUUGGUGGACCCUUUAUAUAAAAUUCUAAUUUGUACUACAGGACCACAAAAAAACAACUAUAGUGGGCGCUUAGACGCGAAAUAGCGGCUUUUAGGUGGUUUUAGUGGCCUCUUUGGAGUCCUCUCGAAAUUGUUCUUGAGAAAAAUCUUAAGAAACCCUAGAGUUUUUCACAUUACAUCAGUAUAGCGCGACGUUUUGCGGCUGGCGGCCGUGGUCGACUAGUGGGUGUGGCUUAGCGCAACAAUCGCGCAGUUAUAGGAGGUGGUUCACCGUGUAGGUUUACGCUCUUUCCCAGGUACUCAGGCACUGGUGGGGGACGCGCCGGGUUUGUUAUUUUUUAUGAUACCUAUUGGUAUCUAAGCCCACUUUAUAAUCCGAUUUCAAGCACAGCUGUGCAAAUUUUCAAAGAACCAUAUUAAAUAGAAAAUGGGUACUGUGAGUUUUAUGCGUAAAACUUUUGUUAACCUAAGCAUCAUGAUGAGGAAAGACGCACGAAACAACAAAGGAUUUUAUUAGCUUAAUAUAGCUGAAAACAAAAAUUGCAUCGCAUUGGAUACCUAAUUCUCAAUAAUUUUUUUAAGAUAACCACUUAAAGAUUUGAGCUCAUUUUUUGUUGAAGGAGUUGAGGCGCUCUACUGCAGAAAUGAUUUCUGACUUGCUUUUCGAAGUUAAAAUACUCCUAAAUAUUUAAAUGUUCUCAAGAAUAAUUCCAAACUCUCACGGCUAGCCGGAUUUACAACUCAGCGACAGCAAUUUCAAUUCUAAAUUUAAUUUGCUGCGUUCUCUAACUAGUAAUGCUGAGAAGUCUUCGCCGAAGUUUUUACCGGACUUGUUAUUCGUUUUUCGGGAUUUUUCUAAUCGCAUCUCGCAUCUGAGAUGAAGAAUCGAAAGAGAAAGCGGCUGAACGAAGUUAUGUUGGUAUAGUAAAGCCCCUUUGGUAAAUUUCUCAUGGUGUAUUCGCUAAUUGUCUUCAAGUUGGUAUUUUCAGAGUAACUUCAAACUUUUUUGCGUAUUUUCAGAUGUCCAUUCUUUCACAAAUUAGUCAGAUGCUGGCAGAUAAUUUUUUUACUUCCGUUGGCUCUCAUCAUCGCCUUCUUUUUCUGCGAGAACCCAUUAAGAAGGUUCUUUUUUUAUUUUUUUUGUUUUUUUUUUUGACGCCAGCCUGUAUCAUAAGUUUCAAGAUGCUCAAGUAAUCCAAUAGUUCUCAAUAUUGCAUUUCUUUUUCAGUAGUUAUAAAUUAAACAUUUUUCGAAGCUUUGCAGCGAUCAGUUAGAAGAGAAGUUCAAAGUAUUCAAAUAGAGAAGGUUACAAAAAAAAAAUAAGCGAAAUUACUUACCGCUUACAAAAAAUCUAGUCACCCUUCCUCUAUUGGGAAACAAGAAGUUGGUUUUCCAGGCUACAAACGGCUUCAACUUGGGAAGUUAAUGAAGAAGAAAGAAAGCAACAUGUUUUUGUCAUUUCUUCCUACUACUUCCCCACAUCCUACAGGUAUUUCGGGUCCAGUCUGGAUGAUCAUCCUUUUUAGCUUGGGUAACAACUCAGUCGGUCUGUUGUUGGCGGGUAGUAAGUAUUUUCUGUGGGACAAAGUCGAUAUCAAAGUCGUCGGAUUCAACGCGACAGCAAACGCCGUAGCUUCGCUGAACGUCGAGCGAAUCACUCCACAUAACAUCUGCUUUUUGAUAAACGUCUUCGCCACGGCGCCACUGCUGCCGAAUAUGCAAAAACUCGCCGUCGUGAUGGACGACCAGCUCGUUGAGGUGAUCGUUCGUUUUUUUUUUUUUUUUGAGAAACCCAAGUUUGAGAUUUUUUUAAAACACAUGCCGUGUUGAAAGUAAUUCUGCGGAAGUCAAAAUAGCCACCAGAGAGUGAAAAAAAUAACUGAAUUUCAGAAAUCCAGUUAUUAAUUUCGUGAGAAUUCUUUUGAACGCGGCAUUUGCGAGAGCGCCGCGGUACAUGCACACGACACACUACACUUUACGGAAAAAUGUGGGCGGAGCGUCGCCAAAAAGCGCAGUGCGAUAUCUUUGUUAAUAACGAGUUUUUUGUACGAAAAAAAUAGACAGUUUCGAAGGAAAUCUCACUUAGAGAAAACACAUUCAAAGAUAGGAAUUCAGUUUUAAUAACGAGGUUAUUGUAAACGACAGCAAGUUUAAAAAAAGAAAUAAUUUGAGAAACCCGUCUUCAAAAAGUUAAAAAAACCGUGUUUUCUGUAUUUUUUUUACCUUAAUAAUGUCGAAAAUAGCCGUGUCAAUUUUAUUAGAUAGAAAAUGAGAUCAAAAUUGGUCUAUUGUGUCCAGCGGGGGCGGCGCAGUGCUAAUCGGACGGUCCCUGUAGGUCUGAACUGGUGUCCUCUAUAUUUGAAAAAAAGUUGACAUCAUUCGAUACUGUUCUGACUAUCAGUUCUCAGAUACCAUACUCGAUACCGUCCUCCGUUCAGCGGGACGUCGUUUUCUGCAUUUCGCCGUUGUUCGUCAGCGAACAGUGGCAAACGUUUCUUUUCGCUGUGCACACCUACAAAAAGUUUGGUUCAUCUCCUUAUCAACCGCAAAUGUUUUUUUUUAGUUUCGGUGCGUUCAUGCACUUGUACAUUGGGAGUGCUGUGAAUUCGCUGUUCUAUCUAGCUGAAAAGUACGAAGAGGAGGUAAAGCGUCUUUUUUGCGAUAAAUUCCUGCUAAGGGUUAUUUGAAACUGCAACCGUGGCUUCGAGUCAAGUUGGACGCUGUUCCUCCCGAGGAGUUCGAGCCAAAUAAGGAGAUUGAGUUCCGCAAUCAAGCCGCUUCCCAGUGCGACUGCCUACUCCAAUACAAGGUCACAAAAAUCUAUUUUUGUGGAAGCUUGAAAAAGUUUAUACUCUGCCUAGGAACUCCAGAGUGGUCCCUAUAGGGGCAAUCUUAAUGGCCUUUAGUUGGCCCCUUUGAACACGGCACAAAAAUGAUUCAGCUUUCUCAUCCAUAAUAAAAGUUUUCUAGGAAACAGCAACAUUUGUCGGGUUCCUGGACCUCGAUGACGUUCUCAUCCCACAAAUGGGACCUACGUAUUUGCGAGAGUUUACCUAUUACUAUCACAUGCAGCCCUAUGUGGCUUUUUUGGAAUAUACGAAAUCAAACGCAGAAGUGAUCUCGAGUAAGUAAGAGUAAUUUAACAGCCGCUUGGCAAUCAUAAAAUUUUGAUAUUAGCGCAGACCGCAACUGGAUUUUCAUUGCAAAAUAUGUUCGGAUCUCUGAAGUUUCUCAACGUCGUAUGUUUUUAUUUCGCUAUUUUCCAUCACAGCGAACUUUAGACAGAAACUGGAAAACUUGUCACGAAACCGUCGAUGAUCAAUUCAACGUGGAUACAUUGGCCUACUGUUAAGCCAAUUGGUGUCGACAAGUUCAGAUAUCGAUAUUUUUAUUGGUAUAUCUAUCAGUUUCAGACUGACCACGACUAACACGAUCACUCAUUUGAAAAGUUUGAAAAGGGUGAGCGUCGAGAAGUGGAAAGCUUUUUUUGAACUUUAGAAUCCAUUACAGGAAGUGAAUCCUGCUCCUAGCAAAAGGAUUCCAAAAUCGAGUCGUGACACGGGCAAAGAUUUGAUUUCGGAGACGGCAAUCGUCAAUAUAGAAUCAGACUUGCAAAAGUAGGUUUUUUUCCAGUUUAAAAAACCCUACCUGUUAAAUUCGGAUUACUCAUUACACGGUGUUUUUUUGACGACGCCUUUUUUCCGUAAAGUUUCAUGUGUCGUGUGCAUGCACUGCAGCGCUCACCUGCAGAAAAAAAAAUUGAGUGAGUGAUUUUGUCUCAGUGACCUAUUGCAACACUGCGCCUUUAUGUCCUUUUAUUUACGCCCUUAGAGGCGAAAUCUCUGCCGUUCCCAUAACGGGAACGGCGGAGGUUUUGACUUCGCCCACCUCAUUUUUCGUUUCGCAUUUUCUUCCAUUACCAAAAACGCCAUGUAUUUUCUACAAAAACAUUUUCAAAACUCCUGGUCUGCCGAAGUUAUUGAAAUGAUCACUUAAACGGUGAGAGUUGCAGGAUGAUGUCGAGAGAAGACCUUAAAGAAAUAAUGGAGAAUCUGCCCACGGACUUUUUCUACAUGGAGCUCGUGUCCAAGUGCUACCAAGAGAAGUACUACCGAUUCCACUACGCAGGCCGCAUCGACGAGAUUUCUUGUCCCGGACCAGACCUUUGCUCGGUUUGUCCAACCAUCCCUUGAAGCCACGCCCCCUUUUCAGUAUCCUGAGCGAGACGACAUCGAAUGCGUCCACUCCGACGCACACUAUUUUUCGGCUCAGCAGACGUCUCCUCUUUGGUUUCAUUUUGCGACGAACUCUUCUUUUCGUGUAACCAAAGGAUGUUUUCCUUAACUUUUCUUUUUGUUUGGUUUUUCAAAGUUUCAUCGGGUGCUUCAAUUUUCUCGAAUAAAUUCAAGGGUCAAAAACUCUGAAGAUAUAUAAAUAAAUAAAAUCUUUAACAGUCGCUUAUGCGUAAGUUUUUCUAUUUUUGAGCAGUGCAUUUACAAAAAGGCAAAAAUUGGCUACCGGCACCAACAUAUUCUUUUUGGCUGCCAACUCAUCGCUCAAACUCCGCCCCUUAUGCGUAGGUCAAACCAAUCAGUGAACGAGCCACCCACAGAGCAUUGUUGGGAGCGGAAUUUGAGGCUUGACAUUCUUCGGACUGAAACAAUUUUUUUGUGAAGGGAAUAUUUCUAAGCAAAAAUAUCAAGGAUGAAAGAAGUUUUGUGAGAAAAAAAAUGUCAAAAUUGAGCCUUGAAUAGUUUUUUUUGGCAAAGUUUGAUAUUACGUUUAUUCCGCCCGGAAAUUUAAAAAAAAAUCGGCUUUGAUAGUUGAACUGGAGUUUGAACUUGGACUGGACGACAAGGAUCUCCGCGAUAGAUUUCAUCGAGAUAGAUGUCCUCCUCCUCCUGGCCAUGGCUGCAAUGCUUCCUCGACUUCUACCCGCUGUACUCUCCAUCUUCUUCAUUUCAUUCCUCGUAUUUUUCGUUACUUCUGUCAUUCGAAAGUUCUCGUGCGUCUUUUAUUCAUUAGAUGGAGCCCUUUAUUUAUCAUUGAAAUAGUAAAAUCAUUAAUAGAAAUAUACUUUUCGAAUUGCAGCUGUUUCACAUUCGAUUCGAAACAGUUCAUUUUUUUUACCCUAACUAAUAUCGACUACUGAAAAAAAGGCCACUGAAGUGGUGACUCAAGGACUUCUUGGAGAGGGCACUAAAAUGGAUACUAAAACUAGUUCUUUAGAAGCCACUACUUUGAGUCCUGGUGGCCACUACAGUGAUUUUCAAUAGUACCACUUAGACUCCUAAAGAGGCCACUAAAUUUUAGUCACUCAAGUGGCCACUGAUUCUACUACUAUAGUGGCCACUAGAGCGUCGUAACCCUAAAGUAGCCACUAAAAAUUCUCCCAAAGCACUUGAGUGGAUCCUUAUCGCAAAAAUUGAAAUUUUCACAGAAACUACCAAUAUGAAUACGUGGAAGAGGUGCAUACUUCUGAGCCUUACGAUGUGUUCCUUACGUCUUCUUACUACUACAAAACAUCUAAAAGGUUUUUUUUAUGGAAAAGUCUUUGAUUUUGAUGAUAAUCCAGUCUCGGAGACUCUUCCAUAGCGAUAGUCUUGUCGGCAGACUUUGAGAUCAUCUCGAAAUUGGGAUCUCUACAGCUGACGGCCUUCAAUGCAUCUUCCCGUCUCGAUACAACUUUAAGAUUGCAAAAGUCAGGAACUCUUCUUUUUCGCUCCUUCGCAGUAAGAUCUUUCCAGAAUCACGCCGCACGAGGCUUGCAAGUGGAUCGCCAUCUUCGCCACGACCACUCUUCUGCCCAAUCUUUCUGGACUGCGCUUAUCUCUAGGGAACAGAAAUGCCAUGGUUUGACCAUCAAAUCUAGUUAAAGAUGAAUCUUCUAUCAUUAUCAAUAGCAUGGAACCAUUUGUAUAGUUUGUGUACCAAGACUUGGAAUUUCACCGAACGACAUUCCGCUGUGCCGCUGCGCGCCUUUGCGAACCUUGGUCGCCCUUUUAAUUUUUUUUUUUCUUUUAUUAAGGUACUCUACUUUCAUGUGCUCCAACAGCAAUAACAAUCAAUUGAAAACGUGACCUAGAUUCGAAAGACGCUUCGCGAACGCACGCAGCGGAACAGCGGAAUGUCGUUCCGUGAAAUUUCAAGUCGUGGCACACAGACUAUGUGCUCAAUUAGAUCUUUUUUAAUAAAUUCUGCGGACCUGCUGUAGAGAAACUAGAUGGACAAGAGGAAGGAGAAUCGAUGAGAAAUGAAAGGGAAAACUCAUCAGAAUAUUUAUUCAAGAAAAACUGAACCAAACCUGUAUACUUUGACGCAAGUUCUUAAAAUGGAUACAACAUCAGCGUGAACUUUCAGAUUCCAUUCGAAGCUGUGUCGUACGAGUCGAAGCCAGUCGUCAUGUGCAUUUCGCCUUUGUUCGCGAGCGAGCAUUGGCACAACCUGGUUCUGGCUUUGCACUUGUACAGACACUACGGGGCACAUGCGCAUCUCUACGUCAGGAGUGUCGUGUCUCCAUUGCUCGAAACGCUGCGGGAGUACGAGAAAGAGGUUUUAGACUUUUAAUCAAAUGAAGAAAAAGAGGUUCUCUCCAGGGAUACGUGACAAUCCGUUCUUGGCCUCGGAUCAAGCUGCUCACGAUUCUCUCCGAAGAUUUCAAUCCAAACCUCAAUGUUGAGUUUCGCAGUCAAGCUGCUGCUCAAACCGACUGUCUUUUGAAACACAAGGUUAUUCUUCUGAAGGUUUCAACUGACGGAACUUUUCAGGAAUCAUCAGAUUUCAUCGCGUUUGUUGACCUCGAUGACGUUAUUAUUCCGCGACACGGAGAUAGUUACUUCGCCGAAUUCAAUAGCCUUUCGAAAAGCUUCCCUCAAGCUGCCUACUUUCAUUAUACCAAAGAAAAUGUUCAAAUGAAAGCUAGUGAGUGGAAAUUACAGCUGGUUCACGGCUAGCUUGGGACGUUAAGGGGCGUGGCCUGUCUGCGCUCUCUACGAGCCAGGCACUAUCUCGUGCAUUUUCGUGUCAGGACCCUUUUUUCGAUGGCUCAAGUCAGCCGUGAAUCAGCUAUAGAGAUCGAAAAAAAAAAUUACCUUUCAGACAAAAAGGCGCACUCUUUCUCACUAAAGGAGUCAAUUAAAAGUAUUCGUUUUACGGGGGUCAGUGAAACGGGAAAAAUGGUGGUCAGAUCUUCUAUGGUAGACGCCGUGUGGAUCCAUUGGCCAGCAGUAGAUCUACCGAGGUAAUUUAUGAAUUCAUGAACUUUCAUAAAGAUAAUAAGCUUCAUGAAACUAACGUGUGCUCACUUUAACGAAUAUUUCUGAAAAAAAAAAUGGACAAGGAAUUGCAAAAAUCCACAGAUAUUCGUUUCACUAGCCCAUGUUCAUUUUCAGCUACACUGUACCCACGAGCUUCAACUCAAUUACUCAUCUUAAAGAAAUUCUCAUGGUCAGCCACUUUCCGCUAUAACGAACUUUCACUCUCAUAACCGUCCGCUUUCAAAUUUUCAGACUGACGAGGGAGAAGUCCUAUCUGAAGGGAAUAAACAUAAAAAUAACAAGAAAGGAAAAAAUAAAGGCACCGGAAUUAUAAAGCCUUCUGAGUUGGACUCUAUCGAAAAAAGCUUUAAAAGGUUUUCUAGCUACCUCUUCUUCGCGAAACUAUCUCUUUCAGAAUGGUGUGGAACACCCCAAUCAGAAGAUAUUUGAGCGAAGUCCCGACCAAGAUGUUCUAUCAGCAACUGAUAGCGGGCUGUUUUCAGCGUACCUUCUACAGCUAUCAUUACGCUCAACUUCAAAACUUCAUGCCUUGUCCAGGACCAGAGAGAUGCGAAGUUUUUUUUAUUGGUCCAACUUGAUUUUAAACAUUCAUUAACUUUUAGUUGGGCUCUUAUCGGAUACAUUGCUGGAACAGUGUUGCCGAUUACCAUUCGACAAGCGAUGGAAAAUCGCUUAACGUACAUUAUGCAACAAAUCCCUCUUUUCAUUCUUCUUUUGGGUGCUCUGUAUAA
Caenorhabditis auriculariae is the source of this 8261-nucleotide messenger RNA. Lineage: Eukaryota; Metazoa; Nematoda; Chromadorea; Rhabditida; Rhabditidae. The record is from the annotation of a GenBank genome assembly.